AUGCACUUUUCCAGAGCGAACAGCAUGUGUAAUAUUGAUGAUGAAAUCUCUUAUGGUUCGUCACCAACAAGCAAAUCAUGGUUUGAUAUUGAAGAAGGCAAUGACCACGAAGGAGGCGUCCUGUAUUCUGAUGAACAUUUCCAGAGAAUUACAACACCUGACAGAGUUCAGUUUCAGCCUCUUUCAUCAUCAGCAAUCAAUAGUAUUUCAGAGAAUGAUGAAGCAGACAUUCCUGAAAUGGAUGAUUAUGUGGAUUAUCAAUCAAUGGAUAAGAAUUUCAAUGACGGUACCGUAGUACCGUCUGAUCUUAAUCUAGCCACGAGCCCUUCCACUCUUCAUCCUCAACAAAUUGAUCAGUCUUCUGGUAAUUCCUCUUUUUCUGUCUGGCUUCAACAGUCAUCAUGGUUGCUGCAACACAUCAAACUUAAUCCUAAGACACCUUUUAAGCAAUUGCAGAAAACUCAUCUCAGCAGACUUUGA
Naegleria fowleri is the source of this 480-nucleotide messenger RNA. RefSeq lists its product as uncharacterized. The record is from RefSeq and is a predicted model, not a curated record. The transcript has a single exon. Lineage: Eukaryota; Heterolobosea; Eutetramitea; Acrasida; Naegleriidae. Bases 1 to 480 code for a protein of 159 amino acids.